AUGUCUCGGCUCAGACCGCCUCAAGGCGUACUGACGUGCUUCUGCCUCGUCGCUCUCUCACUCUGCCUGGCUCCCUUGACCAUCGCGCAGUGCGUCUUUGUCUACCUCCGAACGCAGCAUCGAUCCAACGGCGAUGCUGCGCAAGCAAGACGAUCUGCUGGUCGGAAUGGCAGAGAAGAUGCGUCGCAAGGACCCAUCGCGCUGGUGAAUGGUGGAAAGAUGCAAAAGGCGUUGUACGUCGUUCGUGCGCUUCACAGGCAAGGAUAUCGAGUGGUCUUGGUCGAAGAGCGUGGAUGGGGGGAGCUUUGCGCUACUCGAUUCUCAAACAGCGUGCAUCGUUUCGAACUGGUGCCGGGCGGAGGGGGCCAAGCGUACAUUGACGCUCUGGUGGAUCUGGCUAUUCGAUUGAACGCAAAGUUGUUCAUCCCAUGCAGUGGGGCUGGCACCACGAUCGAAGAUGCCAAGGCUGCCGAGCUGAUGAGGGCCAGGGGCAAGGUUCGAACGUUGAUUCAGGAUGCCGAUUUGGCCGAGGCUCUGCACGAAAAGGAUCGAUUUGUCGAUCUGGUGCACGAGCUAGGCCUUCAAGCUCCCACUUCCACCAUGCUGCACACACCAGACGAAGCUCUUGCUCAUCUGCGCGCACAAGACGCUUCACGAGGCGGCGUCUUGCUCAAGGCUGCCACUGUUCUCGACGAUGUGGGUCGGUCCGACAUGACGACUUACCCGCUUCAAGAUUGCGACGGACAAGUUGACUGGGAAGCUACGGAAAGGAAGAUCAAGUCGGGAUUGAGCAUACCCCUUUCAAAGGACACGCCAUAUGUUGCGCAGGAAUUUAUCGGCGGGGAAAAUGCUUCUGAGUGGUGCACGCAUGCCACGGUGUGGAAUGGCACCAUCACCGCCUUUGUGUGCUGCCCUAGCAACGACCUCUUGAUGACGUACCACGACGCGACGCACGCUCGAAUCGGUCAACUAACACUUCAAUGGACGCGCGAUUUUCUAGCGCGUCUCUCAUCACAUCCAAAAUGGUCUUUCACCAGACUGACCGGUCAAUUCUCCAUGGACUUCAUCUAUCAGCCCGCCAGGCAGAGGUUGGUGGUGAUCGAGUGCAAUCCGCGCGUCCAUACCGCCAUCUGCUUGCUGAGGGAACGAAAGGAGCUGGGUCGAGCUCUGGAUGGAGCUCAAGAUGAGCUUGUAGUGCCUACUGAAGGGACUCGGACGGUCUCGUGGGUCGGUCACGACAUCUUUGCCAGGCUGCUACCUAGCGUACUUUCCCGCAGUAUAGUCGAACAUCUCUACGGCUCAGCGGGUCUGCAGUCCUCUGCACCGACAAGAUUUGUGCCGUCCAACAAGGACCAAAGGGGGCACGCGGAUCGCUCCUACGAUUUGGAGCAGGUGGGACUGGACGGAGCAUGGGACGAAGAGGACCCUUUGACCUAUUUUGCCCUGUACCAUAUCCAAUGGCCAGCGCUUCUGCUUCGACAGGCGCUCUUGCGGCGCAAAGCCUUUUCUCGCAUAAAUGUCAGCACGGCCAGGAUAUUCGAAUGUUGA
Molecule: messenger RNA, 1548 nt
Organism: Ceraceosorus guamensis
Lineage: Eukaryota; Fungi; Basidiomycota; Exobasidiomycetes; Ceraceosorales; Ceraceosoraceae
Exons: 4
Coding region: 1-1548 (515 amino acids)
Molecular function (GO): ATP binding
Source: RefSeq, a predicted model, not a curated record